This is a messenger RNA of Gongylonema pulchrum, 357 nucleotides long. The record is from the annotation of a GenBank genome assembly. Lineage: Eukaryota; Metazoa; Nematoda; Chromadorea; Rhabditida; Gongylonematidae.
AUGUCACUGUUGCGACCGUUGCUGAAUGCAGCUGUGAAAAAUGAUAGCGAUUGUUGGGCAAAACCAGUACGAAGCGUCGCAGCAAAUGUGUUUGUUUUCCCGGAAUAUGCAGUUGAGAUGGAGUUGGAUUACAGCAGAAAUCUCAACACCACUACUGACUCUGAUAAUGAUGAAGUUGAGGAUGAUAACGGCGAUAAUCACACUGAUACGGCAGGGAAAAAUAUGGAGGAAUAUCAAAGAUAUAUCAAAAAACAUCCGGGCUUGUGCGAUAUCAACUUUGGCGAUUUGGAGGAACUGGAAGAUUCUGCAGAAAAUGAUGUUUUAUUCAAACGAUUUCAUAAGGUUUGUUGUUUGUAG